AAUUGUGCGUCUAACAAUAGUGUCUAAUUGUGUAUGUAGUGUAGUGUAUUUUUUACGAAUGCGCUUCGAGCAUGAGCGAUGAUAAUUUUCCGAGCUCCAACGAGAGCGUAGAGUGAGACAUUCCAGGUGAAAUGUCAAUGGAACUUCGUCAGCUGUGCGCAGGAAGUCAUUGCGUCAACCUUGUAUUACAAAUCAAUAGGAAUUUGCGUCGCUCAUCCGCAAUCUGACUUGCGCCUCUUCGCGAGCUUUGCUGUGUUUUUCCCCCUAGGGGUGUAAUUACAUUAUUCACCGGGGAAUUUUUAUAUACGAAUCGAGAUUAAAGAAAAAUUAUUUAAAAAUGCUAGCAAAUAUGACCUGAACUGAGGAAAAAUUACAUGUGCAACAAUACGCAAGAUAAUAUGCAAAGAUAUCAUGUAUGACUUUAUUUAAUACAACAAACCUUUCGAAAGUUGAUAAAGUGGAUAGAGAGAGCGAAAGUGUUUCGUAUAAGAAUGUUAUUCUGGCAUAAUAAUAUUAAACUGGCAGCUUGAAUCGCUAGCUCUGGAACAACGAUUGGCAAUCUUCUAAUAUUGAUGGGAAAGGAAUUGGGUACGAUUAAUCCUAAACGAUGUGCGUUUAUAAUCGUGCAAUCGAAAGAUCGUAGCGGCAACGGACAAUCUUCUCAUCGAUGUGCAGCGAGUGCCUGACACAAAACGAGUUCAUCGUCAUCGCGUUGUUGUUGCUUCGUCGACGCUCUAGUUUCCCACACGGCGUUGCACACGGCUGUAGAGAGCGCUGCAAGAAGCUCGAAAAAAGGAAAUCGCCUGCGGCGAUUUAGUGCCGCCAAGUAAUCGCGACAUUGUGUGCGGUGUAAUUUUGUAUGCCGAAGCGCAAAGCGAAAGGAGAGUCGAUGAAACCUUGCGAUCUGCACAGUUGCGCGUAGUAAAGAGAGAGAGAGAAAGGGAGAGAGAAGACUGGAACACUAGGGACGCAGGAUCGUAACGAGAAAUAGGAGACGAUCGAUGCAAAGCCGGCUGAUUCCUCCGAUUGUAAUGAUUUAUCAGGUUGACCAAAAACAAAGUACAGGAUGGACGAAUACGACAAGAAAUUUGCAGAAAUGCAAAAAUACAUUCCAUUUUUGGAAGCGAUGAUUGAAAGAUUAGAAAACGUUAAAGAUAAGGAUAAUCGAGAAAUUCAAUUGCAAAAAAUGCAAAGUUUACACGGGAUUUUGUCAAAUAGCAGACGAAGGCUGAAAAUCGAGACAUUGCAGCGAUGCGAGGAUGUUUUGCAGAAAUUGCACAAUAGAGUAGAAAAGUUUCAGGGAAACACACCUGGCUUGCAAUUACCAACCAAACAAAAUGACGGUACCAUGCCGCAACCUUCGACUUCAUCGGAAAAAUCAGAUCAAUAUAAGAAAGCGGGACGACAAGACAUGGAUAAGGAUAUAGAAAUCGAAGAAACACCGGCGAGUCCGGAUACAAUCAGAUCCUCCAGUCCUGAUUGUCAAAUUUUGCCUGUAAUAAUUCCUACGGAGCGCAAUGCGGACUUGUCCUCGAAAAGACGACGACAAUUUCGUAAAAUACCAGUUAUAACGCUUACGGAUCGCACGAAAGAAAUAACUAUUUCGUCGCCGACAGAUUCUAAUCCAGAAGAUGUUUCUUUCUCCGAAUGGGAUAUGCUGGAAGAAUCAGAGAGGCAUACUGUUACAAAAAACAGAAGUGAUCGGCAAUCUUCGCAAGUUACUUCUGGUCAUGAUGUAGCAACUGCGGCAAAAUUGAUCAGUAAUAAUCUGCCGCAAAAAGUCAACGAUGGCAGAAACUACGCCUUGGAUUCGCAAGACAUACCAACCGUUCCGGUGCCUUCUCUCGGUGGAUCUAGGCGAUUAACAUCAGUCCUAGAGAAGAAUAAGCUACAUUUAGAUAUGAUAGCCGACAACAAUUCUUCUAGAUCGGAAUCACCCGUCAAUGUUCCCGAGGUGAGACUCAAGUCUCCUGAUCCUGAGAUACUAUUUGCGAAACCUACGAUUACAUCACCCAGACCAAAAGAUAAUCAUAACACAUCAUCGAAGUUGUCGUCGAAACCGUCGUCAAAACCGUCGUCGAUACCACUUCUGUUUUCGCCACCACCUCUCUCGAAUGAGCCCCCGCUAUCCAUGGAAGAUUUAGCGGAGUUGUUAAACGAUGAAAGCGACAACGAUAAAAGGAGUGAUAAGGCGAAUGACAAUGUUACGAAGCAAAAAAAAGAUUCAGACAAACAAGAAGUGGCCAAGGAUGGCAAGGUAUCGAAAAGUCCCCUGCUGUCGGAUAGAGAAAACGAGAAGCGAUCAGAGGAAGUGGACAAGCAUACAACUAAAAUCACUCCUAGAAAAUGCUUGCCGAAUGCAGCAGGACCCUCGAGUGUAAAAUCGAGCGAGAUUAAAGGACCGUCUCAUCAAUUGAACGAUCACCGACCGCAAACAUCUUUUUCAAAUUCCAAGUUUCAAGAGCCACGUUACGCAGAUAACUACGAGAGACAUCCACGACAACGCGACUCUCACGGUCAUGAAAGCGCCAAAGAUAAGUUAGCUGCUGGUUCCAACAUUCCUGAGGAAACAUCACCUCAAAUAUCAAUUCUUUAUCAUAAUAUUGCAAACAAAUCGGACGAAAGAAACGUUCCAUUAUAUCAGAGACGUUCAAACUUACCACCAGAAGGACGGAAGGAUACGGCUCCGUCUAGAUCGGAGAGCGAAUUUAUAAUAGAAGGUACUGACUACUACAACAUGCAUGUUAAUCAAAUGCAUUGGCAACCUACCCCGAUCACCACCAAUGACCAUGCAUUUGGGAACGCACAGUGGACAUCUCCUGCAUAUGGUGGAAUAGCCCAAUCAUCUUUACAAUCUUCACAGCAUCCUUAUCAACAUCCGAUGGAAUUACAAUUUAGGCCGAAUCAGUUUCCGACUGGUCCCAGACCAUUAAUAACUCCCGCCGUGCGAUCGCAAGAUAUGAAUCACGUAACCGCAAGACCAGAAAAUAUUCGGGAGAAUCUGCCUCCUUUAAUGUCUUCCCCGACGUUUCCGGUCGCUUCGCAAUAUAGAGGCUUUCCAAUGGCUCCAGGAUCUUAUGACCCAGCUUUCACUGUCGACAGAUCAACAGAAUAUCCUCACGUGAGACCAAAUUGGGAGGCGCCUGUUAACCGAACGGGUGAAAAUGUGAUUCCUUGUGGAAUUCAAGUCACGGAAAAUUCCCCAGGAACUUCAUAUCCGCGGCCUAGCACACCAUAUCCUUGGGGCACGCGGGACAGAUGUAAUAUAGGUCGUGGACGAGAUGGAUAUUAUGAAAAGAAUAGGAUAGAAGUGAGGCCUGGUUUCAAUCGUCGACCCGAUUGGCCGCGAGAUAAUUUUCCGAAUCGAGAUCCACGCGUUCGUACGGAGCACAAUACGACGAGCUUGAAUCAGACCAAAGAAACCGGCGGUUCCGCUAGAGAUCCACGUCUUGCCAAAGAUAAACACGUGAAUACAUCAACAAAAGCCAAAGAAGCAACUCAAAACGAAAAGGAUCCUAGGAAACGUCCGACGAUCAUAAAAACAAAAGGAAAAACAAAAUCGCAAAAGUCGGAACCUGAAAAAGAGAAAAUAGAUAAAUUGCCGAAAGACAGAAUGCAAUCACCGUUAGAGAGUUUAUAUGGCGUGAUUGAUACGAAGGCCAAUCAAAGUACCGGUUUGCAAAAAUUUAAGAUUCCCAAAAUUAAGCGAUCCGAACCACCGCAAUCGAGUUGUUCUAACAAGACAAAAGAAACUGAAAACAUCUCGUGUAGUUUGUCGCGUACAAAAAAUGAUAAUAAGAAAAGAAAUAAAAACUCACGUUUUGAGAGUACAAGCAAGGAUGAUGCAAGUGCCGAAGUAAGCAGCAGUAGCGAUACCAGUCACGUAAUGGUACAAUCCAAGCAAAAUAAUGCUGCAAAAGAGGGAGAAGUUGCCUCAUCUCUCGUCGAAGAAACUAAUAAGAACGAGGUGAAGAUUGGUGAAGCAGAUUCGGUGACGAGCAAUUCCAAAUUGAAUGAUGUGGAAAAAAGCAAGAAAAACGAAGCAGAAGCGGACGACUCGAAAUCUAAGGAAGAGGUAACACAGGAGUGGAUCGAGGCGCUUAUCAGGAAAUCAUUCGAAUCCGGUGAAGGAAAGAAAUUAUUUGAACAGGCUAAACUAAUACAGAAACUUGGAGAAGCGUUGGAGACGAAGAAGCUCAAAAAAAUCAAGAAGAUUAUCGAGUCUGAAUCUGAAAGCAACUCAGAUAAAGAUGAAACUAAGGUUGAAGCGAAGAAGACUUCAACUAAGAAAAAGAGACGAGUAAUCGUGUCGGAUAGUUCGGAUGAUGAGUGUCUUGCAGAAAGGCUUGGAGUUUUAACUACUAGUUUUGAUGCAAGCAAUGAGAAAACGGAAGAAUCAAAUUCUGCAACGGAAAAAAUUAAAAAUUUGGAAGAGAAAAAUGAAACAGCAGUAUCUGAUAAUGUAAAUAAAGAGUUAGUUAAAGAUGUUACUGUCGAUAAAAAUAAUAGCUUAUCAGGAAAUCAUGACGAAAAGCGUGACAGUCAAAUAGAUGACAAUAAUAAGAAUAAAAACGCACGAACAAAGAAGAAAAGUAAUAAAGAGAAUAAUCGGUUAAAAGAUAGUACUAAAAAGAUUGAUCUUCAAUCAGAAAAUAAUAAACAAGUAAAUAGUCGAUUAGAAAGUGAUGAUAAAGCGAAGAAACACGCUGAAGAUAAAGUCAAUCAAUCUAUAGAAAAAUCUAUAGAACCUAUAGAAUCUAUAGAAAAAUCCAAGGAUAAAAAUAACAUGGAACGUUCGUUGGAUCAAAAUAAAGAUCAAACAGAAUGCGCGGAAUCUGUUUCUGAUAUUGUGGAUGGUCAAACUGAUGAAAUUUCUAGUGAUAAACCAAAAGUAAAAACGAAGAGAAGAAAUUCUCUGGAAAUGUUGCAAGAAGAUAUCAGAGAAAUGUUUAUUAGCGAAGGCGUAGUGACAGCGACAGGUCAUCGUAUGUGUCGAUUUUUGAAGGAAGAUCAGUCAGUCGCGGGGAUAACUCCAGGCACACUGUCGACGAGUUCUAAGAAGGAUAAAGGGUCUGAAGCUGAAAAGAAAGUCGCGGAGUCGAGUAUCGAAGCGGUAGUGAACAAAUCGAAGAAAGUUUUAAGAUCUCGCAAUAUUAGAGAGUCGAGUAAAUCGAAAGUCAAGAAUAAGAAGGACAUUAAACGGACUCGUAAUUUACGUGCUAAAGAAUCUAUUCUUAGUUCUGAAAGUGAGGAGGAUCAACCGUUGGCUCUGCGGACUGAGAAAUUGAAUACCGGUGAUAAUAAAACGCCGAAUCAAGAAGAAGAUUGCAGCGAGGAAAUCAAUGAUUCGCUACGUAGAUCUAAACGCAUCUUGCGUAAAGAUGUUGUGAAGGAACCACGAGUGAUCGUAGAAAAGACGGAUUUCGCAAAGGUAGACUCAUCUAAAGUUAUGUUUGAUAGCUCAUCCGAUGAGAGCUUCGGAAUAGAUGUGUCUAAAUUAGCUGCAGCGGUAGAUGUCUCUCUUCAGCCAGAACAGUCCGAUCAGGAUUCAGAAGAAGAUACGACGGCGAGUUUAAGGUCACGACAAAUCGGCAAAAACAUGAAUAAACGAAAUUCGAAAUCGAGAAAGACGUCCUUGCUUAACGAUAACGAAGAUGGAAUGUCCUUUACGGAUGAAGAAAGCGUACUAUCGGAUACUUCCAUGUCGAGUAGCACAAUUGCUGGAAAAAGAACGAGCGGUGGCGCAGCUAGAACAUCUACUAGAGAAGAGCUGUUGAGCAAUAUCCUAGUCGGGCUGGUACCAGCAACAACAGAGAAGAAUACAUCGCUGACUGACAAGGGUAACGAAGCAGAUCUCGACGAGGAUACAACUGAACCAUCAAUCACUGAGACGAAUGCGAGAAAGACUUCGACAAAGAAGAAAAAAAAGAAAUCUAGCUGGCAGAUGGGAAUAGUAUCUAAGAAAAAGAGAAAGAAAACUGCUUCCUCUAAAACCGCUCAAACAACCGAGGAGACAAAUACUGAAAAUAAUGUUUCAAUGGAUACUGAAAGUAAUCGAUCAACAUCAGAAGAUAACAAAACGAUAGAUAAACCUUCCGAGCAUAAUCAUACUGUAAACGAUACAAAUGCAGAUUCUCUAGUAAAAUGUGAAAUUAAACCACCUAUAAAUACAGAUAAUUUUGAUAUAGAUUAUAACGAGUUAAACUUGGCAUUAACAGAGUCUUUGGAUGCAAUUAAGGAAGCACUUUCGAACGAUAUGCUUAUUUCCAUCGAGGAAACUAAGCCUACAAUAAAGAUGGAGACGGAAGAAGCAAGUACAACACAAGCUGUCAUCGCGCCACCGAAUGCUAACACGAAUACACUUUGCAAAGAAACAUCAAAGAUUGUUUACGAUGAGCAGAUCGAGGAGCUGUUUUGCAGGAUUGAGAUUAAGCAACUGAUGGAUUACAUAUGGACUGGCCAGGACAAGUAUAAAUGCCUGUUGUGCGUCUUCACGGGUAAAAACAUUGUUCACCAUUACAAAAUGAAUCAUCUUGGACGAGAAGUGCUAAUUGCGCGUCUUAGCCCGACGAAUGCUGAAACCGCGAUUUUAGAGAGUAGCGCGACCGUAGCAUCCGCAAUAGAAACAACGAAUCAGGUAUGCAAGUUCCGUUGCAGAUUCUGUUACUAUGUCACAGAAGGUGCGGCGGACGUCGCGCUUGAGGCCUUUUACGAGCAUUGUACCACGCACACAGGCGAAUACAGAUUCCAGUGCAAUAGUUGUUCUUAUCAAGCGGUGGCUAAAGCGUCUAUGAGAACACAUUAUUAUAAAAUGUGUCGUAAGCACAAUGACACAUUCAACGAGGCUGCAACCGAAGAUGAAGUGCCGCGGGAAGGCGUCAUCUACGGCUAUUUAUGUCGCGGUUGCAAUUACGUCCAACUAAAGCGACAGAAUGUGGAAGCCCACGUUAUAUUUUGGCAUCGAGAUACUAAGAUGAAUAUCGAGAUCUUGAAGAUUAAUAUGUCUGCGAGCGUCGAGAAUGUAGCGAGUAACAACGAUGAGAUAUCGCGAGAACCAACUUCCGUUAAUGUGGAAGAAUCUUUCGUCGUAGAAACGAAGCCGAAAAUUUCUGAACUCGAAGACGUGGAACACAAAGAUGUGCUAGAGAAUGUUGUAAGGGAAGUAUCUCAAAACGACAAUGAUAAUAUUGAAGAAUAUAUUCUACAUGAGCCAAAAACGGAAGAAGCAAUUGACAUCAAGGAUGAAGAAGUGGGAGAAAGGUCAGGAGUGUCCCAAGAAGAACCAGAAGGGCCGGUAAGCACCGGUAAUCUAAGCGUAUUUGUUUGCCCGCCUGAAUUGGAAAAUAAAGAAGAUGAAAUACAGCGGGAACGGCAGAAGAUGAUGCAGGAAAUUGCCCAUAAUAUCGGUAUUUUAAACAACCAUUCUAAACCAGGUUUGUCUAUAAUAGACAAACUACAGGACAAGAUGCGUACGGACGCGGUCGUUAGUCCUGUUCCCGAAUGCGAUUCCUCAGUGGCGGACGUUCCGGAGACAAGAGAAAAUUCUUCAUUGCUUCUUACGAAUUCUACCGUAGAAUCUGUAAAGCCCGAGGACAAUAUAAUUAUUAAGGAGAAUGUAUUGAGUGAACCGAAUAGACACGAAGAUCCUUCUUCUUCCACGGAAGAACAGCCAGUUACUGAUAAACCAGAGACGACGAGCGACAAGACAGAUGGAAUAAAGAUUCGAGAUCCUCUCGCAAUCAUGGAUCCGUGCAAGAAGGGCGCUGAGAGUGAUGGCGAAAUCAGUGACAACGAGCGUUCGGCGCCGAUCUUUGAAUCGGAUUCCAGUAGCGAACAAUCAGAUUCCGAGCUACCGACUGACGUCAACACGAUCCUGAAAGAGACAUCGAGUAUGAACGCGUCGUCGCGGGAUCCGAUGCUGACAACAAUUCAGAGACUGGCCGCACAGCUUCAGAAUGUCAAACCACUAGAACCGGUACCCGAACCGAUACUCGACAUUAAAGUAGAGAUUAAGAGCGAGCCUAUGUCAUCGAUUCCGAACCCACCGGAUGUCGUACCGCUCGCAACUGCCAAACGUUUAUUGACGAAAGAAUCAAAUGAGCAUUUGUCGAAGAAAGAAACAUCGAUGCUGUGCGGUGAUGGUAGUCCACCCAAGAAUUUCAUCAGGUUCAGACGACUGAGCGGUGACAUGCUAUCUAUGCCGGUACAGUCGGAUAAUCAAGAGGACACACGAGCUUCCAGGACAGAUGGAACUCAAUCAGAUAGCGCGAUAGAUGCGUCGCAGGCUAACACGGAGGAAGAGUGUUCGUUUUUGAAGAUUGAAAACGUAAUUAGCCUCGCACCCAGAUCCGACAAUACUGGAAGUGAAAAUCUUAUUAUAAAUGACAUCAGAAAAGCAGUGGAGAUAUCUCCAAAAAGUAAAGGGAUACCUACUAUCCUAAGGAAAUCCAAUCAACCUAUAAUAUUAAAGAAGUUGAACAUUAUAUCGCAAUCUCUAGCAAAAGCUCAGAGUAUUCAACCGACUACAUCGGAACAUGUGACGUUGUUUCCAGUCAAGAGUCCAUCAAUGUCCUCGACAAAAUUCGUCAGCACUCACCGUCCAGCCACAAAUUUUGUGCCCAUUGCCCCAAAGGUGCGACAAGUAACUGUCUCAUCAAAUUCGCCAAAUUUAAAGAUACUGAAGGUAGUGCGAACACCUAUGCCGCUAAUCACAAUGUCUAAGGAUGUGCCGAUCUCCUCCUCUACUCCAACGAAAGUAAAAUCCGUGGAAGCAUACGCGGCGAUGCUGACAGAAACAAAACUAGUUCAUUUCUUCAAGUGUAUGGGUCGCGAUUGUCAUUACACAACCGACUCCAUGUCACUAUAUUCUCAGCAUUAUCAGCAACACUGCAAUGAGACCAGCAAGAAUAACAACAGCGUACAACCAUAUGAUUACGAAAAGUGCGCUUAUUGUUACACGUCUCUAAACAGUUGGACUAGUAUGCAAACUCACUUAUGGGAAAAACAUGGUGCGUGUCGAUAUCAAUGCGUUUAUUGCUUUUAUCGGGCCAUUACACCAUCCUACGUACAACAACAUCAAAUGACUUGCCAUCCCGGCAGUAGAUCUUAUUUUCUAUUAGGUAAAAUGCUUAAACCGGUCCAAAAGCAGGAAGAUAUUAAUCGUCAAGAUUCUGUAAAACCAUUUGUAUGCAAGGAUUGCAGAAAGAACUUUUAUAUACCUGAAACAUUCGUUAGGCAUUUGAAGGAACAUCAAUGCUCUCACUUCACAUGUCAUUUGUGCAGUUCUGUACACGUGACGAUAAAAUCAUUUAUGUCUCACUACAAGUUGCACGGGUACUCCAAGUUUCAAUGUGUAUAUUGUUUACAUGGUUCUGAGAUCUUAAACGAGAUGCACCAACAUUUGAGCGCUUUACAUUAUAAUCGACUGCCACAAACUCUUGAGCGCACGUUUCCUCCAACGGUAGACUGCAAUGCGGACGUUGUACCACAUCUCAUUGUGCGAACUUUUGACGAGCCUAUAAGAGUUGACGAAGAAAAUAUCAAAUUGAAUGUUAACGAUCCAAAAAAGAAUAUUUUGACAAAAGUUGCAAUACAUGAAAAGACUGCUACAACUUCAUUAAAUGUAGAAGUUGCUUCGAAUCCGGAACAAUCUGAUGCACCAAACAAUCUUACGGUGCCCAGUUUUAUCAAAGAAAUCAGUUGCAGUAUGAGCAACGUGGAAACUAAUGCCAAUGUUUUCAAUGCUUCAGAAAAACUAUCUAUAGAUGCGUCUUCUGCUGGUAUCACUGAAAAUGUGAGUAAAAAAAUUGUUGAGAAACAAUCUGUACAAAAUAAAUCCUUCCUACAAGGAUCAGAGAAGGGUAAGUUAAACCAGAUUGUUCAGGAAGAGAAGCGACUGUCGUGCAUAAAUGACUCUGGUACACGGGAUCCAUCAGAAUUGUCGAGUGAAUUCAAUUGCAGCGACGAAUUUGUCAACACCAAUCUUCUAGAUAAUCCGGAAUUUUUGAAGACUCUCGCCGUUAAUUCUAGCAAUCCAUCAAUCUCUAAUGAUGAAGCGACAGUAUCCGCGGAUAAAACGGAAGACAGUGACAUUGAGAUCUUGGAGAAUAUUGGCGAGAAGAAAAUUGUAGAGAAGAAAAACAUUGAACAGGAUGCAAAUCAUUUAACGGCGGAUUCAAAAUCUUCCAUUGAACUGAAGAUUGAGAAAAAAGAGCAGUUUGCAGUAUGCGAUACUAGUGAGAAUAAAAGUACAUUUGUAAAGGCAUCUACGAGUACAUGUACAGACGUACAAUCAGAAAAACCUUUAACUUUAGAUGACAUCAAAGACACUGGCCGUGCUGGACUAGAACUGUACAAAUGUGGCUAUCUGGAAUGCAGUUUCGCAGCGUCAAAUGCAAAUUUAUUGAAGGCGCACAUUAAAAAGUGUAAUUUUGGAGAACCUGUUAGAAAUUUGUUUUGCCCACAUUGUAAAAAACGUUUCAUUAGAAUUGGUUUUCUUCUGGAACACAUAAAGGUUCAUGGAUUGAAGCGUUUUGGAUGUUCGCUAUGUAAAAUUAGAUAUGCAGUCGCGUCUCAAGCUACAGCACAUAUGAAGACAAAACAUAAACAUCUCGGUACCAAAUUAGUUCCUGCAGAUCCAACAAAUCCAUCGGUCGAAGGUCUCUUUAUCGUGCACGCAAUUCCUUUCGGAUCCGUUGAACGGAAAAGGAAAAAACGUAAAGGUGCAAAAUCCGGAGUGGAGCAAGAGACUGAAAAGAUUACGGAUAUCGAAAAGUUAUCGUUUAGUCCUGAUGAAUUGGAGCAAUUGCCGCGUCAGGCGAUUUACAAUCGGGAAGUCCAGUGCGCUGUGUGUCCUUACACGACGAAAGUUCGAACAAACAUUAUACGACAUCUGCAACUGCACGCGAAAGACCAAACCGUGCCCGAAAGCGGACCUGUCAAUCCCGUUCCUUGUUUAGAUAAGAAAGAGAAGAUGUUCGAUAAGAUGGUGAACCUGGCGAGCAGCUCGCAUCAAAACGGGCGAAUGGGUGGAAAGUCGAAAGAAACUAUCAAAGAAAACAAAGAAGACGAUAACAUACCAAAGUUUGUACCGGAACAUAAAAGAUACGUGUGCAGCGUGGCCGAGUGUAAUUAUCUAACGGUGGAUGAAGCGAUGCUGAGAUACCACUUGAAAGCUCUGCAUUCAGAAGAACCAUAUUUCCGUUGUCCGCAUUGUCCUUCACCACCACCGGGUCAAGAGAGUCAAAAUAUAGCAAUCGACAAAAUGGGCGUUCAUUUAAAAAUGCAUGAUACAAGACUCUACAAGUGUUCCCAUUGUAAUCACCAUCAUUAUCACAGUCUCAAAAUAUCAUCUAGGCACGUUGUAGAGCGGCAUCUUACUGAUAAACAUCCGGAAAAGAGACCGUUCGUCAAAGUAGUUAGAGAAAUCGAGAAUACAGAGAACGUUCAACAGCCAAUUAACGAAGAAACAGAGGAAGAAGUACCCGAUCCGGACGGUAAUCAUUGGAAGUGCAAUCUCUGUGAUUUCAAGUGUGUUUACAAAGCCGAUAUAACCGCUCACGCAGAUACUAUUCAUGGUGAGAGCGGUCAGUACAAGUGUGCUUUGUGCUCAUUCAAGACAAACGGAAAAAUAAUUCUCGAACAACAUAUAAGCAGCAAGCACGCGUACGAUUCUAAUGCCGAUUAUACUGUAAUCUAUCAGAGAAUAAAAGCAGUUAAUAAACGUAACGUGGAAGCUACGGAGCAAGGGGGGCAGGAUGAGCCCUUUGACACGACGCCACUUUGGACAAGAAACAUGCCACGAAUUCGACAUAUUCGCGGUAUUCUUUUGGAAGAGGAGAUAGAAGACCCGGUGAUGAGCGAGGGAUCAUCGUCCACAUCUUCAAGGGUAUCUUUGGGUAAACGCAAAAGCGACACAGAAAUCUCAACGAAGCCAACUAAGAUGAGAUCAAAGUCAGGCGAGGAAAACAAUAAACAGUUUAAAGAGAAGUCGAAGAGAUCGCUCUCGUGCGACAAACUUUCCGAAGAAACGAAAAGCGACGGAAUUAAAAAGCAGAACGAGCAGAGCAAAGAUGCAGCACGUGUUAACAAAUCGUUCAGUGACUCUAAAACGAACGCGGUAGAAUUGAACGACUCGGAUGUAGGAAGAUUUGGGCCUUAUGGCAAACCGGACGGCAACUUAUACAUCUGUACAUUGUGUAAUCAUUUCAAAACCAAGUAUAAACACGAUAUGAGAGACCAUCUUUAUAGGGAGUUGAAGUAUGCGAGGUGGCAUUGUAAAGCUUGCGGUUUUUUAUCGGUGAAUCGUAAUGCGUUGAUACAACAUUUUGGAAAACACCAUAAUGGAGGAUCUCCGGACCACGAACCACUUUCCCCGGACAAUGCGAUUGAGGAUUGGGUAAUGACUUUACUGAAGAAGCAGACGGAUAUGAUUAAGGCAUCUAAAAAUGUCAAUGUCACCUACAAAAGUGUCGCGAUAUCCGGUAAUACAUCUACUGAAAGUCAAGAAGUUGAUAACGCAAUUUCUCCACAAAAAACGGACAAACGAACCGUAAAUCUCGCGCCUACAAUAUCUAAUCUGCAGAGUGACAUCCUUCGAGAUACUAACAGGAACAGUAUAGACACCGACGAUGGUGACAGCAGAGACAAUGACGAUCUUGUAAUCGAUAUGAAAGAAGACGAUGCACUCGAGAGUAAAAAUAACGAAAAUAAGCCCAAAAAUAAUAAACUUUGCGAGAAGAACGAAAAGGUGCCGGAAAAGCCAUUUGUCUGUAAGCACUGUCAAAUGGUUUUCAAUGGCCCGCGUGGCUUAAAGCUGCACAUUCAAUAUUCGCAUUUGAAACGACUCGGCUUUCUGUGUCCUUACUGCGACCGCAGUACUAACUCGGAAACGAUGAUGCGUCAACAUAUUCGCUCGAAACAUCCAAAUGAUCCGGAGAAGAUCAUACACAAUCCAUCAGCGUGGGGAAGCACAAAGUUGACUAACGAGUUCUGGGAGAAAGAAUAUGGUCUCGUUUGUUCGCUAAAACCUAAAAAGCGAAAAUUGAACGCAGAAGACGCCGGCGACGCCACUGCUGGCAAUCGCACAGAUAUGCGAGAGAAGUGCGAGGUGUGCGGCUUCAUGGCUAUAAAUUAUACCGGCCUGAAAUCGCACAUGAGAUCGCACGCCUCUCCCAAGCACAAUCUCAAGUGUUCAUACUGCACUUACAGUUGCUCCUUCAAGGCGGAAUUGCUAGAACAUUGGGAAUUUAAUCAUCCCACGAUGCAGUUAAAAUAUCAGGAAUUAUCGUCAACGGCCGGAUCUUCAUGCAGUGAGGCAAGUAAACCGUCGACGUCUAAGAAACAGGAAAUCGAUACUUGUGACUUAGACGAUAUAGAAGAGGAAGAGGACGAGGAGGAAGAAGACGAAGACGAAUCUGCGAUAUCUGUGGGCAAACCAACGCCGACGAUGAUCUACAGUUGCUUCUAUUGCAUCUUUCGCAGCAACUCGUUGCCAUCCGUUAAACGACAUUGGAGCCUCGUGCACAAGGAAUCGAAGGGUCCGGAAACCGCCUUUAGUGCAAAAAUCAAUCUACCAUUUAAAUACAAGGAGAUACCUCUGUCGAAACCUUUGUCUUCACCCAAGGAUUACUCGAAUAAGAAUGUUGUCAAAACGUCACCUCGCGAUUUCGUAGAGCGGUCGGAGAAGCCAUCAUCGAUUAUGGUUCAACGGCGUGGAUGGGUCUGUCAGUGGUGCGACGACGGUGAAUUUUACGAGACUGACACCGAUAGGAUAACGCAUCACAACAUGUUUCACUCUCAUUUGCCGCAGAAAUGGCAGAAGCAGUGGCAACAACAGGAACAGGAAGUUCAGUCGAAAGGCACGCCCAUACGGUUCUCUGCGUAUAGUGCUACGAAAUAUUCAAGUCCCUCAGCCGAGGAUAUUCCCAAAUUGAAUUCGGUUAUGAAGAACUUGACGAUGAAUCAGGCCAGGCGGAAUCUGGACUUUGGUGACGCCGCGAUGAAGAGCAACCAGAGCCAUACUCCCGGCAUUUCGAUACUUAAAGGUAGCAGUGUUGGCGGUAGUCGUCAGGCUGUCGCGAGAAAAUCUACGACUAGAUCGAUCGUGGCCUCAUAUGCAAGACCAGGUCCGCGCGUGUUUAAGGCUGUCGCUCGCAAAUCCACGAAUCCGUUGCCAAGAUAUCCGUCGAGCACUUUUAUGUCAUAUCGGUCAAUACCACGUAGUAUAGAGACGGAAUUAGAAGCGGAAGAGAAGGAAAUUGAAUCGUCCUCUCAUUACGGAAGACCAAGUAGCCCGAUUAAUCUAGCCGAAUUGAACACGUACAUGGUAGUCGGAGGUCACAGUAUGAGAUUAACUUGCUCCACUCUGUCUACAUUGAUUAAUAUCAAUCCGAAAGUAGUAUUAAAGGAUAUCAGGAAAGAUUCUAGAUACGCCGCGAUCUUUUCCAACUCCGACUAAUAUUAUAAUAAUUUUUUUUUCAUACAAUACAGGUAAGUAGAUCAACACACAAUUUCGUAUCAUAUGGAGAUUCAAGAUUUUCCGUCAUUAAGGCGAUUGAAAUUGCGAAUCAUCGCGAAAACUGGUAUGUGUGAUUGUAACUACAAUAUAAAACUUCAAUUACCAUUUUUACACGCGGUGAAACUUACCAUUAGCAGAAACGAAAAACAAUGUCGUUUGUAUUUUUUUUUAUUCUUGAUCUUUUCGUUUCAUAGAAUGUUACAUGUAUAUAAUGCAAGUGACGAUAUACGAAUAAUAAACAUUUAGAUAUUAAGGAAAAAAAUAUAAACGAUUAGUACAAUUAAAAAGUUUAGAAUAUUUUAGUUUAAAAUAUGUCUUUUCUCGCGAGAGUAUAUGUUUGAUGUAAUACUUUUUAUAUGAUACGAAAAAUAUGGGGUUGUCUGUUGAAAUCGAAUAAUCGAAUAAUUGUUAAACCUAUUACAUCACAAACUUAAGUCAUUAUUAUAAAAGUCAAAUGAAAAACUAUUUUUAAUAUCUUUCCUAAAAUUAUAUGUGAGCUGUUUGUAUCAUUCAACAUUGUAUUUAUUCAAAAUAGCAACAUCUUUAAUACGAAACAAGGUAAGAAAAAA
Molecule: messenger RNA, 15087 nt
Organism: Camponotus floridanus (Florida carpenter ant)
Lineage: Eukaryota; Metazoa; Arthropoda; Insecta; Hymenoptera; Formicidae
Exons: 18
Coding region: 1067-14458 (4463 amino acids)
Biological process (GO): regulation of gene expression
Cellular component (GO): nucleus
Source: RefSeq, a predicted model, not a curated record